ACAGACAGACAGACACACACACACACUCAGCAGCAUCCCUCUCCCCUCUGCCUCUCCAGUUCUGCCCUCCAACCGCCAAGAUGCUGCUUUUGCUGCUGGGGAUCAUCGUGCUCCACGUCACCGUGCUGGUGCUCCUCUUCGUCUCCACCAUCGUCAGCCAAUGGCUGGUGAACGGGGGGCACACGGCGGACCUCUGGCAGAACUGCACCUCCGGUAACGUCUUCCACUGCCUGACGUCGUCCACGAACGAAUGGCUGCAGUCGGUCCAAGCGAUGAUGAUCCUCUCCAUCAUCUUCAGUGUCUUGUCCCUGUUCCUGUUCUUUUGCCAACUGUUCACGCUCACCAAGGGCGGACGGUUCUACAUUACUGGAGUCUUCCAGAUCCUUGCCGGGCUCUGCGUGAUGAGCGGUGCGGCCAUCUUCACAGUGAGGCACACGGACUGGCACCAAGCCUCGGAAAACACCUCCUACGGCUUCGCCUAUAUCCUGGCGUGGCUGGCCUUCCCCCUGGCCCUCGCCAGCGGCAUCGUCUACGUCAUCCUACGGAAGCGGGAGUGAUGCCGCCCGCGGCGGGAGGUGGCGUGGCGUGACAAGGGCACUCAUGACGUCCACGGAGGAGACGGAGGCGGGGGAAAAUAGACGAGAAAACGGAAAAGAAAAUUAACCAAAAAAAAAAAAAAAAAAAAAAAAAAAGGAAUAAAACCCUCCCAGCAAAA
Molecule: messenger RNA, 715 nt
Organism: Calidris pugnax (ruff)
Lineage: Eukaryota; Metazoa; Chordata; Aves; Charadriiformes; Scolopacidae
Gene: PMP22
Product: peripheral myelin protein 22
Exons: 4
Coding region: 81-557 (158 amino acids)
Cellular component (GO): plasma membrane
Source: RefSeq, a predicted model, not a curated record